AUGUCUCAGCUAUAUGAAGAAAGGGACCUCUGGAGAAAAGCCACCUAUAGUCUUGCAGUCAAGAUAAUAAAGAUAAAUAAACUUCAUCUGGUCAGACGGCUACAUAUUAGUGAGCACACCUGGGCCAAGACUGCAGAUCAUUUCACUGUUUUCCUAACAGCAAAGGACUUUGAGGAUGUUUCUCACAUCAUGGAAUUGACUGACCAGUGGAAAGAUAAACUGACCAACUUCAUGAAGAACCUCAGAGAGGCUGAAAGCAAACAGCGCGAGACUAUCGAAUCUGUCCGUGCUAACGUUGUCAAGUGGCACAAGUUUUAUGAAGACAAAUCAAGGCAGCCUAAUAUGAAUGUUGACAAGUCUCAAGAUGAGCUGUCCCAAGACCUGAAGCAAUGGUCAAAGGUGUUGACACAGCAGUGUGAGCGAUAUGGAGGAGAGGACCUAGUGUCUGGUCAGGAAACACUUGAAAUGCUAACAAACCUACAAGAGUCCUGGAUUGAGGUUUGUCUCCAGCUCUUUAGGAGACACCCUGGUUCAGAUGGAGGGCCACCUAAAGGCCAGGAGGCCAUGAGGGAGCUGGCAAAGGUCAUUACAGAGCUCCAGAACCAACUGGGAAUCCGUAUUAGUGGAGAAAGUGGGAUCCAUGCGACACUAAUGUUGCUUAUUGAAAAUAUGGAGUUCUGGUCAAGAAGAUUAAAGUCCUUGAGUGGACUUCCAGAGGAGCAGUCUUUGGGUGAUUGCCUCAAGUUGGAGGAAACUCUUGGCAACUUGAUGAAUCUGUCUAAGGAGGCUCUCCAACUAGUGAACAGCACACAGUCAGAACGGGACAGGGCUAAAAAGAAACCCCACACCAAGAUUGAAAUGGAUGAUGUCUUAAAGGCAAUGAAGGAAUUCCGGUUCUCUCAAGAGAACUUUUUCAACUGUGAAAAUAUGAGGCUUCAUGAGGAGGUAACUUCUCUUCACACCAAGUUGAUUCGGUGGAUGGUGGACCUUCUGCUACUGAUGGUGCCAGUCCAAGGACCGAAUCUUCCAAUGCCUGAAUUGAACGCCACUGUGGACGUGUCUGUUGAGAAGCUGGAGGAGGAUGCCAGGAACCUCUCUGGGAAACUUGACUACUUCUCCAAGUACAUCACAAGCUCUUGUCAGGCUAUUGUGGAGGAGGCAAUCCGGAAGAGCUCAACUCGGGAUGACACAGAGAAUGAGCUCUACCAACUUGCUCAACUUCAGAAAAGGUGUGGCGAGUGGGUGGAGACCUGUCGAAUACUACUGUCAGAUGUGAAGGGAAGCCCUGUGGACCUGCAGCUGUCUGGAAAAACUUCGCCACAGCCUCUCGAGCAACAACCAGAGGAACCUACCAAAGAAGAUGAAGAGGAACCCUUGACCAUAAAAGACACCACUGGGCCUUAUUCUUUCCAAAGUGCUGAUGAAUAUGGGGAAGAAAAGGCCAGCAGACAUGACAAAGAUGGCUCAGUCAUGAAGCUAAUUGGUUAUGAUGGCAGUAUCACUGAGAAGAACUUAGGAGUGGACACUGUCCAACUUACAGGGACUGAAGAACUUGUGGUAUCCCCUCACACUGAAAAUGCCAAGGAAGCCUUCAAUGCAUUAGAAACAGUGAGAACUCUUCAGCAAGAGCUUCUGGAUGUAGAGACGCGAGCUAUCAGCGCAGAGGUACGAGCGCUAAAGGCAGAGGAAGACCUACAGGUAGCUCUGGACAAGAUACAAGAUCUGGAGAGGCAGCUACAGGCUCGGCCCAGUGUGGAGACCAAGUCGAGCAAGAAGAACAUUGCACCCGCACACAAGGCCCCCAGCACCCCUUCUGAAGCUAAAACGAGAAGUCAGAAACCUGAAGCCAGCCCCAAACUGUCCAGAGGCACCAAAAAACACUAAAUGGGAAUAAACACCAUACUGGAGCUCAUGUGGGGCAAAAUAAUAAAGUAUA
Sinocyclocheilus rhinocerous is the source of this 1936-nucleotide messenger RNA. Its product is annotated as axonemal dynein light chain domain-containing protein 1-like. The record is from RefSeq and is a predicted model, not a curated record. NCBI's taxonomy places the organism in Eukaryota, Metazoa, Chordata, Actinopteri, Cypriniformes, Cyprinidae. The transcript is spliced from 15 exons. Bases 1 to 1884 code for a protein of 627 amino acids.